This is a messenger RNA of Echinostoma caproni, 1146 nucleotides long. The record is from the annotation of a GenBank genome assembly. Lineage: Eukaryota; Metazoa; Platyhelminthes; Trematoda; Plagiorchiida; Echinostomatidae.
AUGUGCAUAACGAAUUUCCUCGACAGUCAUUAUGAUUCGUAUUUCUGUUUCUCUCCUCAUCAUUGUACUCAGCCCCCAGCGACCCCAUCCAACAACACAGUAGUUACAGGAAAUAUUGUUGGACAAUCCGUAACUUCUUUAAAGCAAGAAGUUGCACAACAAGCAGCUGCAUUUGUGGCAAAUGGUCGCACGUCUCUCACAAUGAAUCAAGCCUCCGGUCAAGUGGUCCCUACUUUGAACACCGAUGGCUCGUCCGCUGGGGUUCAGCCUAUACAGACGGUGACUAUCGCCUUGGGUGGAGCAGGUACUAUCGCAACUGCAAGUGGGAGCGAAGGGCAGACCUCAAAUGCAGCAGGAACCACGCCAAAUAGCACUGCGGUCACAACUACCAGUGUGAGUGCUCUCCCCGGUCAAACAAUAGUCCAAGCUGCAGGUGCCACUCCUGGUUCCACAAUUCAAUUUGCAGCAGUCCCAGCUCCACAGGGAACCGUGGCUGCCUCCGCCGGAACUACAGUUGUAGCGAAUACUCAAGCAGGUACUACGGUAACAGCCGCAGCCAAUACAACUCCAGCUCCGAUCCAGUACGUUCUUCAGCUUCCUGUCGGUGCUGCUGGAGGUGCAACUGCCGCCGGUCAACCGUUCCAGAUCCAGUUGUUACCACAACAUUUUCAGGCCUCCAGCACAGAUGCGAUAUCCAGCUCGCAACCCGGAACUUUGCUGACCGACGCUAAUGGAAACACCAUCCCAGUUGUCCAGGUGGUUUCCCAGGCCGGUGGAUUAACUCUUCCCAUCGUUCAGGAUGCGAACGGCACACGAACACAGAUUAUACAACUUCAGCGCGUCCGCGCAGCGGCGUUUAUCGAUCGCUUGGAUGUGACAUCUUACUCCACGUUCCCACUCACCAGUCAAUCGCGAUUAUCGUUCACCCGUUUACAAGUUAGUACGAGCGACCGAAUGGCCAUGGAUUUGGUGGCCACUGCAGCACAAGUGACCACAUUCGAGUGCCCCACGGAAUUGCGAGAAAAAAACCUUUGCCGAUUACAAAGAUGUAUUUUCAUCAAAAUCAUCAAUCGUCGUUUGUCUCAAUCUAGCUCUCCUUUGGAAAUCAACAAGCGUGCUGUUCAAGUCAUUUGUACACCCCAGUAA